GUGCGCUCCACCAGUACUGACACACUGCCUGGCCUUCAAGGACAUACUUUGGAUUAUUCCUUCACUUUGAGGGUUAUUAUGGAGCCUGUAUUCACGAGACUAAAGGUGGCCGCGUUGUUCCUGCUAACACUUCGGCUGGAGACAGAUGUGACGGAGGCGAUGCAGGUAACCUCCUCGGGGCCGCAGACUAUUCAAAUGGCCAAGGGGGAGUUAGUGAACCUGGGAUGCACCUACACCCUCGGCUCUGAAGACAUCGGAGAUCUGGACAUCGAGUGGUCCAAAGUCAGCCCAGACAUGACGCUGAAAGACCAACUGCUCUUGUCAUACACAGGGGGCCAGACUCACCGCUACGGAGACCCCAGCAUCUCCAAAAGGCUCAACUUCAUAGCGGACCCCAAACGGGGCGACGCUUCCAUCUCUUUCUCUGAUCUGAGGCUCACAGACACGGCCACCUACCAGUGUAAAGUCAAGAAGUCACCGGGUGUUGACACUCGAAAGGUCACUCUGAAUGUGAUGGUUCCUCCAUCUGUUCCAAAGUGUUGGGUUUCCGGCGGAGAGGAGAAAGGUGGCCCGGUGUCCCUCCGCUGCAAAUCUUCUGAGGGAACCACUCCUCUCAGUUACACGUGGAGGAGAGAGAGCGGAGGUGCAAUACCAUCCACUGCAAUCCAGAACAUAGAGACUGGGGAGCUUUUGAUAAAGAACCAUACAGACGGCAACGUUGGAAGUUACAUGUGUGAGGUGAAAAAUGCCGUGGGCACAGGCCAGUGUAAAUACGCACUGCAUGCAUACAACCCUACCAACAAGGCGGGUGUCAUAGUUGGGGCGGUGAUCGGUGCUCUCCUGCUGCUGAUGCUCCUCCUGUUUCUCAUCUGGCUCCUGAUCUGCUGCUGCCACAAGCGUCGCUAUGAGAAAGAGGUCGAAAACGAAAUAAGGGAGGACGCCCACGCCCCAGAGAGCAGACCCACCAGCAGAGCCUCCAGUUUACGCUCAGUGAUGGCGUACCGCACCCACCCCGGGGUGCAGUACAGCUCCGUGAAGAAACACCCGUCCAACAUCAGUGAGUCGGGCCGCAGUGCCAACGGCACAUCACAGCCAGCUGCAGGGGGAGGCCGUCCUGCCCUCGAUUACGACCAUCGAUACGGAUACCCUGUGUAACUGCAACCCAAACACAAGACAGACAUUACUUUCAGUAUACAACUACGCCUUCUGAAGAAAUGACUUUUUACUUUAACAUAAGUCUAUAAAUUACAAACUGUGCAAUACAAUAUAUUGACACGGAGAAUAAUGGGAGUUUUGGUGUUGGACUACUGGGGACCAGCUUCCCUCAGCACAAAGAUAAAUGCACAGCUGGUGGACUUUCAUAAUGCACUGUAGCACAUCCCUGCUACUUAAUAGGUUCUCAUUGUUACACAGAUUUAGCUAAAACUGUAUGUAAAAUGUACAUAUUCAAAGUAUUUUUAUUGUUUUUUUCUAUGACGCACAUGUAGCCCAAUCAAUUCAGUUGUUUUUAUAUAAAUAUAUGUAGAAUAAAAAUGUUUUAAACUGAG
Cottoperca gobio is the source of this 1547-nucleotide messenger RNA. RefSeq names its product V-set and immunoglobulin domain containing 8b (gene vsig8b). The transcript has 8 exons. The record is from RefSeq and is a predicted model, not a curated record. NCBI's taxonomy places the organism in Eukaryota, Metazoa, Chordata, Actinopteri, Perciformes, Bovichtidae. Bases 79 to 1155 code for a protein of 358 amino acids.